UACUCCCCGCCCCACUGUACUGCAAGACCACAACUCCCGGCAUGCCUGGCGGCGGGGGCGGAAAUGUGCGGAGGGGAUUGCGCAUGCGUGCCCCGCUCCUCCGAGCCGUAGAGCUGUGUGAUCCGGUGGAGAUAAAAUGAAGGAUUCUCCACCAUUGUCUACAACCACCUGUCUCACUUUCUGUCCAUCCAGUCUCUUAUUGAUCCCCCUCACUCCACUGAAAAUGACCUCACUAGAGUGAUCGCACAAACUUAAAUCGUCUCAGAAGGACAAGGUGCGCCAGUUUAUGGCAUUUACCCAGGCUGGGGAAAGGACUGCAAUAUACUGUUUAACACAGAAUGACUGGAAAUUAGAACUGGCAACAGACAACUACUUCCAGAACACAGCCUUGUACUGCAAAGAGUCAAUGAAAAGUACAGUAGAUAAAAAGAAACUAGAGCAAUUGUAUAAUCGAUACAAAGACCCUCAAGAUGAAAAUAAAAUAGGUAUAGAUGGAAUACAAUUAUUCUGUGAUGAUUUACACUUGGAUCCAGCCAGUACUAGUGUAUUGGUAAUCGCAUGGAAGUUCAGAGCUGCUACACAAUGUGAAUUCAGUAAAAAGGAGUUUGUAGAUGGGAUGACAGAACUUGGCAGGUGUGACAGCACAGACAAACUAAGGGCCCAGUUGCCCCGGCUAGAACAAGAGCUCAAAGAUCCUCUUAAGUUUAAAGACUUCUAUCAGUUUACAUUUAAUUUUGCAAAAAAUCCUGGACAAAAAGGGCUAGAUUUGGAUAUGGCAGUUGCGUACUGGAAUUUAGUAUUGUCAGGAAGAUUCAAAUUUUUAGAUCUUUGGAAUAAGUUUCUGUUGGAGCAUCAUAAGAGGUCCAUCCCCAAGGAUACAUGGAACCUUUUAUUGGAUUUUGGAAAUAUGAUUGCAGAUGAUAUGUCCAAUUAUGACGAAGAAGGAGCAUGGCCUGUUCUUAUAGAUGAUUUUGUGGAGUAUGCAAGACCGUUAGUGACGAGUGGAAAACGCAGACCUCUUUAACCAUAGACUUUUGAAAAGAACUAGUUAUGCUUUGCCAUUUCAUUAGAUAAUGAACACUGUUUUUGGCCAAUUACUGAGUAUGCGGCAGAGUUUCCUGGGCACAUGGACAUGGAAAAUGCCACUGUCUGACUUCUGCCGUAGAACAUUCUGGUGGACAGCUCUUGGACAAGAUGAAAAUAAGGACACUGGCUGGCAGUGGGAGAACUGGCUGUUUGUAGGAUGCUGGCUUCAUAUCUUAUAUUGGUUGUAUCAUAUAGGAUGUAGAGAUUGCAUGAUUUUAUACUUUGGAUCAGUUUAAACAGAGGCCAUUUUAUUGAAGAAGUCUAAGUAAAAAAUAAUUCAAAAGAGCAUGCCAUUCAGUUUACGAGCCAGAAUAAACACCAGCAGUUUCUGAACAGCUGUAUUAUAUUGUAUCUAUAUAAAAAGCAGUAUUUGUGUUAUAAAUUAAAUCUCUAAUAGAACCUAAUGGCAUGUUGUUGUUUUUGUUUUUUCUAUCGCUCUUUGAUACAAUUAUGGGAAUGGUAGUCGUAUGCCCAGAUGAUUCUUACGAAGAUAGUAAUCCGCUUGAUGGCUUGAGAUCAUAGCUAUAAAUCAGCCACCUCUUGGUUAAACUCUUCUACCUGAGAUCCAAGUAUACAAAUGAGACUGUACGCUCUUAUGGGCAGGUAUUCAUUGUGACUAUGUACAUUUAAUAAAUAUAAAUUAUAGUGUCAAUUAGCCUUAAUGUAUAACUUUUGCCUUGUUUUUAUUCAUUGUUUAUUUAAUUAAAUAUUCUUUAAAUAUAA
This is a messenger RNA of Pseudophryne corroboree (corroboree frog), 1809 nucleotides long. It is a transcript of the gene DCUN1D2, whose product is annotated as defective in cullin neddylation 1 domain containing 2. The record is from RefSeq and is a predicted model, not a curated record. Gene Ontology annotation, cellular component: ubiquitin ligase complex. Gene Ontology annotation, biological process: protein neddylation. Gene Ontology annotation, molecular function: ubiquitin-like protein binding; ubiquitin conjugating enzyme binding; cullin family protein binding. Bases 287 to 1024 code for a protein of 245 amino acids. The transcript has 8 exons. Lineage: Eukaryota; Metazoa; Chordata; Amphibia; Anura; Myobatrachidae.